UAGUUCGACCGGUGUCGUUGCAGGCGUUGAAACUUACCACGUGAUGGAACUACCCUACGCACUUGCGCUGUCGUGGUUGCUGACUGCAAUUUUGCUCUACAAAUGGAUCACCAGCAGCAAGGAUUUCUUCCGCAACAAACCAAUCCCAUCGGUGCCAUUUUUCUCUCUUCGGGACAACACCUAUUCACUCUUUUUGAAGCAGACCGAUCUCGGCGCGUUCACUGUACAUUUGUACAACAAAUUCGCGGGUGCAAAAAUUUUCGGCAUAUUUGAUACCAUUAAACCAGUGUUUGUCGUGCGCGAUCCAGAGCUCAUCAAACAAAUUACCGUAAAGGACUUUGACCACUUUGUUGAUCGGCCGGCGCUGUUUGGUUACAGUUUUCGGGACGAUCCGUACGCACUGUUUUCGAAAAUGCUACCCGUGCUGCACGGUGCUCGGUGGAGAAAUAUGCGGAACAUCCUAAGUCCGGCGUUUACCGGCAGCAAGAUGAAGCAGAUGUUUCAGCUGGCGCUGGGAUGCUGUGACAAUGUUGUUCAGUUUUUAAAUUCUGUCCAGCAGCAGCAGCAGCACGGUGAGGUGGAGUUGCUGCUGAAAGAUGUGACCAGUCGUUAUGGAACGGAUGUGAUUUCAUGUUGCCUAUUUGGGCGAAAGUUAAAUAGCUUUCAAGAUCGCAAAAACAAGUUCUAUACCUAUGGAAUGGACAUGAUUGUACUGCAUAGGAUUAUCGUAGUUUUGAAAAUGUUCAUGAUACGAUGCUUUCCUGCUUUGGCCGCUAAGAUAAAAAUUGAUCUGCUCGAUCGAAAACAUGCAAAGUAUUUCAACGCAUUUGUUGAUGAGACUAUUGAGGAUCGAACUAGGAAUAACAUCAAGGGAAACACAUUGAUCGACAUGAUGAUAGAGGUUCAAUUAUACCAACAAAGUCAGGAAUCAGCAUUGCCCGUAACGUUUACCAACCAUGAAAUAGUAGCACAGUUAUUAACGUUAUUUCUAGCCGGAUCAGGAACUUUCCAGUUUUCAUCGGUUGCUUUGAUUCACGAUCUUGUAAUGAAUCCGGAUGUCCAACAGAAGCUGUACGAGGAAAUCCUCCAAACACAAACCGAAUUGGGCACUGAAAAACUCAACUUCGACGCCAUUCAAAACAUGAAAUACAUGGAAAUGGUCACCUUGGAAAGCAUGCGACUUCAUACAUCAUUUUCAAACGCCUAUCGUCACUGCGUUAAGGACUACACCGUUGACGAUGGAAAUGGACUCAAAUUCAACAUCCACCAAGGAAGCAAUGUCUGGAUACCGAUCCUAGGACUGCACAUGGAUCCCAAGUAUUUCCCAGAUCCCAAGCGGUUCGACCCGGAGAGGUUCAACGCGGAGAAUCGACCGAACAUCCAUCCGGCGACGUACAUUCCGUUUGGAGCUGGGCCGAGAAACUGCGUCGCAAGACGAUUCGGCCUGAUGAAGAUCAAAGCGCUUCUGUACCACCUGUUGCUGAACUUUUCCAUCACUGCAAGUCCCAACACGCCAAAGGUGCUUCCAAUGAACAAGGCAUUCGCCUUUUUGGACACAGUCGAUGGAGACUUUCCGGUGACGUUUAAAAGACGUCAAAAGAACUGAUUUGGACUUUGAAUUAUCUUGUGACACGAUAAUAACGUGUCACAAGAUAGCACACAAGCGACGAUUUAUCAUACAUGCUCUGUAAACUAAGAAUAAAUUUGUGGAAAAUUGGUACGGAAAAGAAAGCUAGUAAAAUGCAUUCUUUUUUGUUGUUGUA
Messenger RNA from Culex pipiens pallens (northern house mosquito), 1763 nucleotides. Its product is annotated as probable cytochrome P450 9f2. Bases 44 to 1606 code for a protein of 520 amino acids. The record is from RefSeq and is a predicted model, not a curated record. Gene Ontology annotation, molecular function: oxidoreductase activity, acting on paired donors, with incorporation or reduction of molecular oxygen; heme binding; monooxygenase activity. Lineage: Eukaryota; Metazoa; Arthropoda; Insecta; Diptera; Culicidae. The transcript has 2 exons.